ACCUUCUCGGUCAGAAGACAUCAUUUCAACUCUAACACAGCAUGAUCGAAACGUAUAGCCAACCUUCUCCUCGCUCUGUGGCCACUGGACAACCCGUCAGUAUGAAAAUUUUUAUGUAUUUACUUACUGUUUUUCUUAUCACCCAGAUGAUUGGGUCAGCGCUUUUUGCUGUAUAUCUUCACAGAAGAUUGGACAAGAUAGAAGAUGAAAGGAAUCUUCAUGAAGAUUUUGUGUUCAUGAAAACGAUACAGAGAUGCAACAAAGGAGAGGGGUCCUUAUCCUUACUGAAUUGUGAGGAAAUUAAAAGCCGGUUUGAAGACCUGGUCAAGGGUAUAAUGCAAAGCAAAGAAGUGAAGAAGAAAGAAAAAAACUUUGAAAUGCACAAAGGUGAUCAGGAUCCUCAAAUCGCAGCACAUGUCAUCAGUGAGGCCAGUAGUAAAACAGCAUCUGUUCUCCAGUGGGCCCCCAAAGGAUACUACACCCUAAGCACCAACUUGGUAACCCUCGAAAACGGAAAACAGCUGGCCGUGAAAAGACAAGGACUCUAUUACAUCUAUGCCCAAGUCACCUUCUGUUCCAAUCGGCAAGCUUUGAGUCAAGCUCCAUUUAUAGCCAGCCUCUGCCUGAAGUCCCCAAGUGGAUCGGAGAGAAUCUUACUUAGAGCCGCAAAUACCCACAGUUCCUCCAAACCGUGCGGGCAGCAAUCCAUUCACUUGGGAGGAGUCUUUGAAUUGCAACCGGGUGCUUCGGUGUUUGUCAACGUGACUGAUCCAAGCCAAGUGAGCCACGGAACGGGCUUCACGUCGUUUGGCUUACUCAAACUCUGAACGGUGUAAGCUGGCAGGCUGCGGCUGGGCUGAUGGCGGUCUUCACAAUCCAGCAAAGCAGUUAAGACCACCCCCCACCCUCCCCCGUUGAACUGCCUAUUUAUAACCCUAGGAUCCUCCUCAUGGAGAACUAUUUAUUAUACAUCCCGAGGCAUG
Molecule: messenger RNA, 983 nt
Organism: Hippopotamus amphibius kiboko
Lineage: Eukaryota; Metazoa; Chordata; Mammalia; Artiodactyla; Hippopotamidae
Gene: CD40LG
Product: CD40 ligand
Exons: 5
Coding region: 42-827 (261 amino acids)
Biological process (GO): immune response
Cellular component (GO): membrane
Molecular function (GO): tumor necrosis factor receptor binding
Source: RefSeq, a predicted model, not a curated record